Messenger RNA from Racocetra persica, 864 nucleotides. The record is from the annotation of a GenBank genome assembly. Lineage: Eukaryota; Fungi; Glomeromycota; Glomeromycetes; Diversisporales; Gigasporaceae.
GAAAAUGCUGUUAAUCAAUUUGACUAUAUUAUAAAUAACAAUGAUACAAUGAACAAUAAUAAUAGUUUAGAUAAUCUAUAUAUUAACAAUAGCUCUUCUUUUAAUGAUCUUUCUUCUAAUGAUCAAGAUACAGGAGCUGGUGUUCACUUUGCACCAAAUCCCUAUACAUAUUCUCCAAUAUAUCAAUCUCUUAAAAUAGUACCUCACAAUUUACCUUCUAUGUCUUCAACUUCAACAAAUAUUCUAUUUAUAUCAACUUCAACAAAUAUUUUACCGAUGAGUUCAUCAUCAUCAACUCAUAAAGAUAAACAAUUAUCUGUUAAGUUGGAUGACUUAUCUCCUUUUAAUUUUGAAGGCCUACCUGAGGAAACAAUACCUAGUGAUCUCCAAGUUCAACAAGUUCUCUAUUACUUUAACCAUCUAGUUAAAGCUAUAGAAAAAGGACAAUCUCAAUCUUCUAAAGAAACCUUUCUUGUCCAAAUUCUUGUCUUUAAAGGAGAAGAACAGGAUUCUAUAUAUUGGCUAAAUGAAUUUGCAACUGCAUCACACUCCUGGUGGAGGACUGUUGCUAAUAAAGUUCAGUUUUGGAAUAAUAAUUUAAAGCCAGCUCAAUCUUUUGGAUAUCUUAACUAUUACUCUUCUUCUUUCUAUCAUCUUGGCAAUACUAUUUCUGUUAAUAAUCAGUCUAAUAAUGAAGUUUCUCAAGCUGUUCAGGCUAUUCUAAACUAUUUUAAACAGCAACCCCAGCAAAAAUCAAAUACUCCCCAAAAUAAUAACAAUAAUAACUAUCGCAACAACAACAAUAAUAAUUGUAAUAACAAUAACAAUAACCAAAAUAAUAGUUCUUUUCAACAAAAUACUAUU